AUGAGAGCUUUCCUCCCAUUGUUGUCGCUGGCCUCCGCGGUCCAAGCUCUCCACUUCUACGUCGACCCUGCGACGCCCAAGUGCUUCUUCGAGGACCUCCCUAAGGGUACGCUGGUCGUUGGACACUAUACAGCUCAGGAGUGGGAUGAUCGUUCAGAUGUGUGGCAGGAGCACACGGGUAUCAGCAUUUACAUCUCUGUGGAUGAGUUGUUCGACAAUGACCACCGUGUAGUCUCGCAAAGAGGCUCAUCAUCGGGACGCUUUACGUUCUCAGCUGCUGAGGCAGGCAACCACCGAAUUUGCUUCACCCCCAACUCGAACUCUGGUCGCACUUCAUGGUUGUCCGCCGCCGAAGACCACGGAGGAAUCAAACUUAAGCUUGAUCUCGUCAUUGGUGAGACAAACGAGAUUCACAGCACAGACAAGACGAAGCUUGAAGACAUUACAUCCCGAAUCCAGGACUUGAAUGCCAGGCUUAGGGACGUCAGGCGGGAGCAGGUCUUCCAACGAGAACGAGAAGCCGAAUUCAGAGAUCAGUCGGAGGCCACCAAUGGCCGUGUCAUUCGAUGGAUUCUCAUUCAACUAGCAGUCCUUGGUGUCACAUGUGCUUGGCAGCUCUCCCACCUGAGGUCGUUCUUCAUCAAGCAGAAGCUCACAUAA
This is a messenger RNA of Clonostachys rhizophaga, 660 nucleotides long. NCBI's taxonomy places the organism in Eukaryota, Fungi, Ascomycota, Sordariomycetes, Hypocreales, Bionectriaceae. The record is from the annotation of a GenBank genome assembly.